Molecule: messenger RNA, 1043 nt
Organism: Pisolithus orientalis
Lineage: Eukaryota; Fungi; Basidiomycota; Agaricomycetes; Boletales; Pisolithaceae
Product: dihydrofolate reductase-like domain-containing protein
Exons: 6
Coding region: 68-868 (266 amino acids)
Biological process (GO): riboflavin biosynthetic process
Molecular function (GO): 5-amino-6-(5-phosphoribosylamino)uracil reductase activity
Source: RefSeq, a predicted model, not a curated record
AAAUCGGGUGUGGGACCCCCUAACUUGAAGUUAUGAUCAAUCCUACUUGUCUCACCAUCAUUGAACGAUGUCUCUACUCAGCGAUUCUGCCCUCGAUUUCUUACGCUCUGUGUUCUCAUCUCGUUCGAAAGAAGAUGCAGAGACUGACAGAACAUUAGUCACGUUGACAUUUGCCCAAUCUUUGGAUGCCAAGAUAGCUGGAAAGGGCGGAAGGCAGCUCCUUCUAAGCUGCCCAGAGAGCAUGCUCAUGACCCACUGGAUGAGAUCCAUGCAUGAUGCAAUCCUCGUCGGCAUCGGGACGGCUCUGAAUGACAACCCCCAACUGAACACCCGUUUAAUUCCGGAGGCAUCACGACCAAGUAAACUUCCUCGACCAAUUGUCUUAGACGCCCAUCUGCGACUACCAAUUGAUUGCAAACUUUUAUCCAACUUCCGUCAAGGAGUGGGCCUCCAGCCCUGGAUCUUUUGCUCGUCUUCAAACUUCCCUGAGAUGAGUAGCCGACGAUCUACUCUCUUGGAGGCUGGUGCAGUCAUUUUCGACGUGCCGUGCGAAGAUGGGUUCCUCUCAAUUCCUCAGGUACUUGUGGAACUGUAUAUACAAGGCAUCAAGAGUUUAAUGGUAGAAGGGGGAGCCACCAUUAUCAAUAGCUUCUUGAAGUGCUCGCAACAAUCGGAUGGUUUUGGUGCUCCACCUGUGAUUGACACCAUUAUUAUCACUACUGCGCCGAUGUUUGUGGGUGAUGGCGGUGUAGGGUACGAGGUCGGUGGUUCAAAACAGGCUGAAGAAGCACCUGCGUUGCAACCCGUUCAGACCGCGCUUAUGGGCAUAGACACUGUUGCUGCAGUCAGGAUCCUACGUCGCCAAUAGUAUUUGAAAUGACGAAGAAACAUAUACCGUGACAUCAUAUCGUGUGAAAGUAGAGUAGAGUCCAAGUCUCGGAAAUAGUCUAUAUGGUCCUUGGAAACGUCUAAGUGGCAUUUUGUAUAUAAGAGUGUCAAAUAAGAGUGUCAAACAUUGGUCCAUUGAAAAGGAACAAGCGAGU